AUGGACCAGCAAUUCUGUUUACGCUGGAACAACCAUCCAACCAAUCUGACUGAUGUGCUUGCAAGCCUGCUCCAGCGUGAAGCGCUCUGUGAUGUCACACUUGCCUGCGAUGGGGAGACAGUUAAGGCACACCAGACCAUUCUUUCAGCAUGUUCUCCAUAUUUUGAAAGCAUAUUUUUGCAAAACUCCCAUCCACAUCCCAUAAUAUUUUUAAAAGAUGUGCGGUUAUCAGAGAUGAAGUCGCUCUUGGAUUUUAUGUACAAGGGUGAGGUAAAUGUUGGCCAAAAUAUGCUACCUAUGUUCCUAAAGACUGCUGAAAGCUUACAAGUAAGAGGUUUGACAGAAAACAAUACAUUAAAUCCCAAGACGGAGGGGCGGUCGACGCCGUCGGCUAGUGCGGAGAAUCUGUCGCGCGCGGAGUUCGCGACGCCGCCCGCGGCGCAUGGCGCUAACACGCCGCUGGCCGCGCCGCCGGUGCCCGCUGUGCCCGAGAAGCGGCGCAGGAAGAACUCGACGCUGCCGCGCGAGGACGUCGACCUCACUUACCGCCAUUACGAGUCGCACGCGAAAGGUGUCAAGGGCGGCUCCACGGGCUCCGGCUCGGAGCCGUCGACGCCGCCGCCGGCGCACACGCCGCAGCGGCUGACGCCGCGCUCGCCGCACGCGCCGCACCCGCCCCACGCGCCGCUCGCCACGCACGCGGCACACGUGAAGCAGGAGCCGGACUCGCCGUACCCCGCGCCGCACGCCGCCCCCCUCCACCCGCCCCCGCAGUUCGAACAGACCCACCUGCCGGGAAUGGGAGUUAACGAAAUGGCAUCUAUGUUAACCCAACAUCCCCUCAGCAAUGAGUGUAGUGAGAACGAAACCAUGCUGCAACCUCAUCCAGAUCAAACAGACACCAUCGAUGGUGAAAACUUUGGCGUUGACGAAAACAGUAAGCCUCUGGAACAGUUCAGCCACAAAUUAUCAAAUAUAGAGAAUAUAGUGAAAUCCUACAAAAUUGCAUUCAAUCAAAAACCUUACGGUGUUCCUAUGUCAUGCAACAUAUGUGGUAAAAAUGGCGGGCGACGUAAAUCAUUCAUAAUCGUAUCGCGACCGUCGGACGGCGGUGGGCUGUGGGCUGUGGGCUGUGGUGGGAGUGACCGCUCGCUGGUUGCAGGCUCGAAGGGCUGGCACAUGCGGCUCACGUUCGAGCGGGUCGCCGGCGCGCUCAACCUGCACCGCUGCAAGCUAUGCGGGAAGGUGGUGACGCACAUACGCAACCACUACCACGUGCACUUCCCGGGGCGGUUCGAGUGCCCGCUCUGCCGCGCGACCUACACCCGCUCGGACAACCUGCGCACGCACUGCAAGUUCAAGCACCCCGCGUACAACCCGGACACGCGCAAGUUCGAGCCGGCGGCGGCGCCCGCGCCCACGCACGCGCCCCACGCCACGCACGCGCCGCUCUUCGCCAACCACCUGGACGCGAGCUUCGAC
Iphiclides podalirius (scarce swallowtail) is the source of this 1482-nucleotide messenger RNA. The record is from the annotation of a GenBank genome assembly. NCBI's taxonomy places the organism in Eukaryota, Metazoa, Arthropoda, Insecta, Lepidoptera, Papilionidae.